AUGGGCGUUCUGUCUAUGUUGUGAUUCCAAAGUUUUGUAUGUAAACUUUGUGAAUACACUAGCUAAGAUGAGUGCAGAUAUAGAGUUCCAUAUAAAGAAUGGCUACCCUUGGUCAAAGCUGCCUACGCAUAUUAAACAGGCACUUGGGAACUCGCAAAAGGAAUACGACAAAUCUGUUGUCAAGUAUAGUGUGCAGAACCAACUACGCUAUAAGGGAAACUUGGUGCGUCAGGUGAAGCGUGAUGAGAAGAAAUACUAUGAGGAGGUACUGCAGUACAGUCGUGAGCACCUGAUGCUCUACCCGUACCACCUCUCUGACGUACACGUGAAAGGUCUGCGAAUCACACCCUUCUCCUACUACCUGGGCAUCAUGCAGGACAUAAUGUCACAGGAGAAGAGCUACGAUUCACUACCCAACUUCACGGCAGCUGAUUGCUUGCGUUUGCUCGGCAUCGGUCGCAACCAGUACAUUGAGCUCAUGAACCAGUGCAGGUCUUCCAAAAAGUUUUUCCGCCGUAAGCCAGUCAAAGAUCUCCUGCCCGUGAAGCCGGUAGAUGAUAUCAACAUCGAGCCAUGGUGGAUCGUGCAGCCCGGCUACAUCACAGAGGACGACAUGAAGAUGUGUACUCCAGAUGAGAAAAAGGCAGUUGAUAAUGUUAUUGACAAUGGACCGCUGAGAGCUGGAGACAUGCACUUUAACACUGUACACAGGUUAUUCAAUAGAGGUCUAUUCUACCUUGAUGUGCCCAUAGAAGAUGAUGACUGCAUUACUGUUCCACCUCUUGAAGGCUUCGUUAUGAAUAGAGUCCUUGGCGAUUACUUUGAAACAUUGCUGUACAAGAUAUUCGUGUCUAUUGAUGAGCACACCAACAUCGCCGAGCUUGCAAAUGUGCUUGAAAUCGACCUUGGACUUGUGAAGAAUGCCGUAUCAGUCUUCUGUCGACUUAGCUUUGCACGAAAGAAAACCAGUGACUUGGAGCUAGCGAAUUUACACCCCUCAUGGAAUGACUACACCCCCAACACAAAAAAGCAGGAGACAGAGCAGCUACUCAUUGACUGGGAUAUGGUGAUAGCGAGCGAGAGCCAGGACGUGAUCAGUGAGAGUAAACCUGUGCCCUCCCUCGGAGAUUCCAACUCUGCUGCCAGCGUCGAAGUUGACUCCGAUUCAGCUGCCUUACUGAGUACGGGACAUACAAAGCGCAUUGCAUUCCUCUUUGAUUCAACACUUACCGCAUUCCUUAUGAUGGGAAACCUAUCUCCGGGUUUGAAGAACCAUGCAGUAACAAUGUUUGAAGUGGGAAAGCUCUCAGACGAAUCUAUGGACAGUUUCCUUACUGAGCUGGAAAAGGUUGGAUGCGUGGCAGAAGGGGAAGCCCAGAGAUACUUUGACCAUGCCGUCACGCUACGAAACUCCAUACGCUUCCUGCGAUACAACCGCGAUCUCUCUCCUGAUCCUGACUUUCAUAGUACAGGUGAGUUCAAUCAACAUAAUUAUGCACUCCAGUUGUUGUCAUUUCAAUAUUUUCUGUAUAUAUAUAUAUAUAUAUAUUCACUGUUUUACAGCUUGCUAGUGUCAAUGGCACCAUUAAGCAAUGAGAUUCGACCAGUAAGCAGCUGUACACCACAGCAUAUUGGACCUGCCAUCCCAGAGGUAAACUCGGUCUGGUUCAAAUUGUUCAUCUAUGUGUUGACGGGAUGUGGUCCUCCGUCAUUACUUCUAGUGAAAGGCACGAGACUUAGUAAACUUCCAAAAAUAUUUCAGGAUUAUGAUAGGCUACUGAUAACAGUGUGGGGACAUGACCCGAGUGUAGUGUCAACUGCCAAUGUAUUGCUAACCCUGAAUGAUGCAUUGUCUCACUCUGCAGUUCUCAUGCAGGUGCAUGGACAUGUGGCUGAUGGAGAAACUGUAUUCAUACCAUUUCCUAUCGAUAAUUCAGUGAAAGAAGCAGAGUUUUCAAAGAAAAGCAUGCACACUCACCGAUCAAUCCGUAAGCUGUGCGAAGAACUGCAGCUAGAGCAUACCUGUGGAUUCAUCAGCAUGCUGUGCACCGGCCGUUCUGCCAACCUCUCUGCAAGAAAUAACGACACUCCCCACAAAGUCGCCUGUGACAGUCCCACAGCUGAACGACGAGCAGAGGGUAGUGAUAGUGACAGUGACACAAAGCCUCACUCGUUAGACUUGCAAUACGUGACUUGCGGUCAGGCUGAGGCCGACUGGAUGCUACUGGACUGUAGCUAUGGAGUGCCACUAUUUGAUGCCAGUCUCAACAAGCGAGUAUGUGAGAGGAUUGCAGCCAAGGGAAUAUGCAGAUAUGAAAGUCUUCAGGAACUAUUAAAGUCAAGCCGAAAGUUGUCACUGAAGCUGCUACACUUCAUUGCAGAAAAUCAGGAGCUGACGGUGUCGGCAGACGAGCAUGGAUUCCCCGGCUCACUCAACAAUCGCGAUCAGGUGGUACCAUAUCCAUCAUCGAGUCUCCUGUACUGUGAUGGCAAGCUAGAAGCGUGGGAGGGUUACUGAGCGGGCUGCGCUAUCGUACCCUUACGGAUAACUAACUGCAGAAAACGCAAUAGAUGCACAUUCAUGGUUAUUUGUUGCUGCGUGGAAAUGCCAUUGAUUUCCUGUUGGGUAACUAUUAGUUUCUUUUGCUGAUUGAUACAGCUGUAGUCACCAAUUAUACCAUAGAUGAUUUAUACAUACAUAUACGGAACUCUAUUCAUAUCCACUCUAACACCACUCUUCUUAUCCACCCUAGCCGAAUUGUGAAUUCUUCAGCCAAAGUUUUUGCUGUAAUUACUGUAUUUUUCUUCUGGGCGGAGCAGAUGACUUUGUUGUACUUGUUGUUUUGGCUAACCUUCAAUUGUGAUGAAGGGAGGCAGUGUUGCAAUUUAAGGCUUUGUUCCAAAAUGGAAAAUUAGGUGGCUUAAGUCUUUUAAUUCUUUUCCUUUAAAACGGACAAACAUUUUAGUUGUGUUUAUUUUCACUGUCUGUCCUGUAGUUUAUAUACAGUCAGCCAAGAGAGGGAUAGUACUUAUCCUUAUAAUAUUAAGUGAUAUCCUUCUUUGUAUCAAUGUAUUUCAGUAGGCUUUACUGUAUUAGAUGUACACGUCCGUAGAUACCAUGUUCGCGUUUCAGGAUGAUUGUUGUGUAGUAAUGACACGCUUAUAUAAAAUGUCAGAACGAUACGUUGCACGUGUUAUCCACUGGUCAGAGGAAGUUGCUGAUACACUGAUGGCAAAAUACAUUCCAGUCGUAAAAGUUAUUUUGCAUAGCAAAUUUCUAUUCCAUGUAUAGGUUCACGAUCGUGAUAUCGUAUUCCGAAGUAUGAUAUGUGCUUGAACAUAUGUAUAGGUCUACGCAUAUGUUCACGAUAUACGUGUAACCCAUAUAGUUCAGAUGUCAUAUAGAGGUACAAAAUGUUGUGACAAGUAUUUAUUGCACGACAGAAUUACUCUUUGCACAUUUACCUUGGACGUCUGCAGGUGAAAUCGCAUGAUUUUGUGACUGCAGCCUCAAAUAGGGUAUAACAAUAUACAUAUUUAUAUUAUGUAUACUAGUAGACUAUGUAUAGUAUGUAUACUAUGUAUACUAGUGUACAUAUGUUAAUGGUAUUUGCUGUCGUAAUUCGAAGAGCAGUUGAGAUGCAAUGUUAGGAUUAAGGUGUAUCAUACUGUGUGCCUAGUAGACUGCAUAUCUGUAUGCAUUAUUUAAAUGUGAAUGCGUAGUGCUGUAAAUAUUGGGGUCGGCUGCGAAAUAAUUUGCUUAUAUAUAUUAAUAAUCUUCGUGCCUGACAUCGUUGAACUGCGUACACUAAUAGUCAUAGCAUGGUUCAGAUUAACUAAUAUGUGUACAUAUCGGGUACAAUCGCUAGUAUUCACAAAUUUCAUCUGUACGUGUUUUCGGUUGCGUUUCGCAAUGCAGACGCAAAAGCGUGGUGAGUGAAGAAAGUUUGACUCCUGUAACGGCUAUUGUAUUUCUGGUGCUUAGCUGUUUCGAUUAGUGUCGCCCUGACAAGACGUAAGUCUUGCUAUUGUGGUUUUCAUCGUCAUCUCCGCAGUGUCUACUCUGUUGGCUAAAAAAAUCUAGCGCUAUAUAUCCCCAAUAAAGAACACUAAAAACAGUGGCAUCAUGCUGUUUUCACAAUAGCGAAAGUAAACACACAUAUAAUGGUAGGAAUGCAUUUUCGAUGACAGCGAAAACCCUGUUUCCAAAUUAAAUAUGCCAAGUCGUUACUAAGUUAUUUAUUUUCAGUUUUAAUUGCUAUAAACGAUUUUUCCGGUUUCUUUGUGUACAGGUUACACGCACGCUGUGAUGUUAGAACAUGUGGUUAUUGUGUUACCUAUAGGGGGUUGGUCUAGUGCAUACUAUGUCACGUUUCAUUACCUUACCUCACGUCUUAAAAUAGGCUAUUUAUUAACGUGCGUCCAACAAGAUUGCUAGGAGUGCUGGUGGUCGUGGUGACGCUCUAAACGCAGUUAUUACUAUCAACGAUAUGCCAUACAUCAUAUCCACCAGACGCAUAGACGCAAAAAAACCUUCAGAAAUUAAAGUUGGUUGUUCUAAACUUUGUGCCCUCAGGUGACAAGAUGGCUCUGUAACGCUGAAUCGAUCAGAGAGUGAUAGUAAAUCAUAAAAUGGUGCAUGUUAAACCUUUUGUCUGAUGCCCAUGAAUGCUGGUUCAUCACAUCAAGUUGUCGACAUGUGUUACAAUGAUACAUAUCUGCACAGUGUAUGUCGUGAAGAGCUAUGUUCAUGCCGUUACUAGGGGAAUCCAUGGGAAUCAAAUAACACCGUGUACUCCCGCUGCGGGGACAACCAUACUUGCACGUAAAUGUUGUGAUUAUUAGGAAUUAUUCAACAAAUAAAUCGAAGAAUAAUGAAAGAAA
Molecule: messenger RNA, 4884 nt
Organism: Priapulus caudatus
Lineage: Eukaryota; Metazoa; Priapulida; Priapulimorpha; Priapulimorphida; Priapulidae
Product: protein FAM91A1-like
Exons: 20
Coding region: 68-2518 (816 amino acids)
Source: RefSeq, a predicted model, not a curated record